CCAUAUUGCUCUGAUGGUUCUCUUCUCAGCUGAGUCUUCUUCUCUCUUAUUGCUCCCAAAAUUCUUGUUCUUUUUUUUUAUCCAGUCUCUACAAAAAAGCAAUGUGGAACCUUAACGACUCACCAGAUCAUCACGAAGAAUCAGACGUUAGAGGGAAUCGGGUUGGUCACGUGUCAAGCUCAACGAGCCAAUCCACCACGUGGCUGCUAUCUGUGCCUCCGGUGACCCGGAAUUUUUUUCCGGGUAAAAGCAUGGAACCGAGUCAAGUUGGAGAAAUAUCCGGUCCCGGUUUCCCUGGAAACCAAUGUAUCGUUCAGUCGGAUCCUAGCGGGUCGGGUCGUCCAGAAAAGUCGGAGCCGGAGACAUCGCAGCCUGUGAAAAAGAGCCGACGUGGACCUCGCUCACGGAGCUCUCAGUACAGAGGAGUUACUUUUUAUCGUCGAACCGGAAGAUGGGAGUCACAUAUUUGGGACUGUGGGAAGCAAGUGUACUUAGGUGGAUUCGACACAGCACAUGCUGCUGCUCGUGCCUAUGAUCGAGCCGCAGUUAAAUUCAGAGGUGUAGAUGCAGAUAUUAAUUUCGACAUUGAAGACUACGUGGAAGAUUUUAAACAGAUGAGCAAUUUGACGAAGGAAGAGUUCAUGCAUGUUCUUCGAAGGCAAAGCCCUGGGUUUCCAAGAGGCAGUUCGAAAUAUAGAGGUGUCACUUUGCAUAAAUGUGGAAGAUGGGAGGCUCGAUUGGGUCAAUUUCUUAACAAAAAGUACGUUUAUUUGGGUCUCUUUGAUACCGAGAUGGAAGCUGCAAGAGCAUACGAUAAAGCGGCAAUAAAGUGUAAUGGAAAAGACGCAGUUACCAAUUUUGACCCUAAAAUAUACGAAGAAGAGCUUAGCCCAGAGAAGAAGUGGAAUGAUCAUAACCUUGAUCUAAGCCUAGGAGAAUCAAAGUCGGAAGAGUUUGGUAUCAAAUCCGAGAUUACGAGCAUGAGAAGUAGGAUUAGAGAUGAGGAGAGAUUAUUAGGCAGCGAUCUCUCGCUAGCGAUGAAGGCAACGAAGACCGUCGGAUCGGAAAAGCAAUCGGACGGUGGAGGAGAGCAAGUGGGAAUGGCAGCAUCAUCAGGAUUCUCUCCUCACAAUUCUCCUUGGAACCACCACAGUCCUCGCACCUUCCACUUCUCUCAUCCCUGAUUUAUCACAAUUCAUCAUCUGAGCUCUAGUGCGUGUCAACUUCAAGAUAUGCUUUAGAGAAAAUGAAUUAUUUCAAGAGCUAUUUAUGGACUCCGUCGUAUAUACAUUAUAUGUUCUUGAGUCGAUAUAAGAGUUAAUUUUUUUUUUCUCGUU
Molecule: messenger RNA, 1337 nt
Organism: Eutrema salsugineum
Lineage: Eukaryota; Viridiplantae; Streptophyta; Magnoliopsida; Brassicales; Brassicaceae
Product: AP2-like ethylene-responsive transcription factor TOE3
Exons: 9
Coding region: 102-1184 (360 amino acids)
Biological process (GO): regulation of DNA-templated transcription
Molecular function (GO): DNA-binding transcription factor activity; DNA binding
Source: RefSeq, a predicted model, not a curated record